Molecule: messenger RNA, 243 nt
Organism: Linnemannia hyalina
Lineage: Eukaryota; Fungi; Mortierellomycota; Mortierellomycetes; Mortierellales; Mortierellaceae
Source: the annotation of a GenBank genome assembly
AUGGAAAAGUACACGGUGCCUAGUUGUAUCAAGAUGCACGCCAUUUUGCUGGAAAACGUGUUCAAAAACCACAACUGUUCGAUAAUGAACAAGGCGGGCACCAAAUUCCACCGUGUCGAUGGCCUCGCCAUCCACUGCCUCCUCUCUGGCGUAAAGUUCGCCGCCUCCCACACCGAGUCCUCCAACAAGAGUGUCGUUACGACCGACUUGAUCAAGAGCAUGUACUAUAUCCUCGCCACCUAA